CGUCUGAGAUUGCCGGCUGCUGCGAAUCGGGGAGCCUGUGUUCUCCCUCCGGGUCAAUCCAUCCCUGAGAAGAGAGGUCGCCGCCACGGCUGGGAACUGGCCGCCAGCGGCCAAUGCGAAAUUGGCUGGUGCUUCUGUGCCCGUGUGCGGUCGGGGUCGUGCUGCACCUCUGGCUGCUGCUCCUCAGCUGCCCGGCUGGUGGCCCCGGGAAGCAGCACCCGGCAGGUCUGUUGGCUUUCUUUCCUCACUGGAAACCGAAGCAUUACGAUGUCAUUGUAGGGGUACUGUCUGCAAGACACAACGAAGAAUUGCGUAAUGUUAUAAGAAGCACUUGGGUCAGGCAUCUGAAGCAACAUCCAGGAUUAAGUCAACGUGUCCUUGUGAAGUUCAUAAUUGGUGCACGUGGAUGUGAUGUGCCACUGGAAGAUCGAGAAGAUCCUUAUUCAUGCAGACUUCUGAACAUCACUAGCCCAGUCCUGAAUCAAGAAAUUGAAGCAUUCACUUUGCCAGAGGAUGAUACUUCAAUGCUUUCUGAAGACAGAAUUGUCAGUGUACAUUUCAAAGUCCUUUACCCGAUUGUUAUCACGAGCCUUGGGGUUUUCUACAAUGCUAAGGAUGUAGGAUUCCAGAGAAACAUCACAGUGAAACUGUACCAGGCAGAACAGGAGGAGGCACUGUUCAGUGCCCGUUUUAGUCCUCCUAGUUGUGGAGUACAAGUGAACAGACUCUGGUACAAGCCUGUAGAACAGUUCAUUUUGCCUGAGAGUUUUGAAGGCACUAUUGUGUGGGAAAGCCAGGAUCUGCAAGGCCUUGUUUCUAAAAAUCUUCACAAAGUGACGGUGAAUGAUGGAGGAGGUGUCUUCAGAAUCACAACGGCAGGAGAAGGAUCAUUGCCAUAUGAAUUUACGCAAGGUGUGGAAGGAAUCGCAGGUGGUUUUAUUUACACUAUUCAAGAAGGAGAGGCCCUUUUACAAAGCUUGCAGAGUCGCCCUGAAAGGAUUAUGCAUCAUGUAAAUAAACUUAAAGAGGAAGAUGCCUUAUUGAAAGAUGAAAGCAACACUUACGAAGAUAUUGUUUUUGUUGACGUUGUUGACACAUACAGAAAUGUUCCAGCUAAAUUAUUAUACUUCUAUCGAUGGACGGUAGAAUCGGCAAGCUUCAACGUAUUGCUGAAAACAGACGAUGACUGCUACAUAGAUCUGGAAGCUGUGUUCAACAGAAUAAAGCUUAAAAACUUGGGCAGACCAAAUACUUGGUGGGGAAAUUUCAGAUUAAAUUGGGCAGUUGAUCGGACAGGGAAGUGGCAAGAACUGGAGUAUCCAAGUCCUGCAUACCCAGCCUUCGCUUGUGGAUCUGGUUAUGUCAUCUCCAAAGACAUUGUAGAAUGGCUUGCAAGCAAUUCAGAGAGACUAAAAAUAUAUCAGGGUGAAGAUGUGAGUAUGGGUAUUUGGAUGGCAGCAAUUGGGCCCAAACGAUAUCAGGACAAUUUGUGGUUAUGUGAGAAGACAUGUGAGAGUGGUAUGCUGUCUUCUCCUCAGUAUUCUCCACAGGAACUUACAGAUCUAUGGAGAAUAAAAGAACUUUGUGGAGAUCCCUGUAAAUGCGAAGAGAGCUGAAGACUUUACAAAACAAAAUGCAGUGGCUCCACCUGGACAGCGUCUAAUAGAAGUUUUCAGUUAUACAUUAGAUAGGGGAAUACUCAUAAGGUAACUUCUCAGAAAUCUCCAAAAAAAUUGCAUUAAUUCUACAUGUAGAUUGACAUUUGAGACAAAUGCACCAAGUGUCUGUCAGUACCAAUUAUGCCCCUCCCCUUUAUGGUUAUACGAAGUGAGAUGUGUGCAUUUAUCACAGGUGGCGAACUACACAUAUUUAUCCUUCAUGUAGGUAAUUUCUCUUGUGAACUGGCCCUUAUUGCAAUGUUUGCACAUUCAAUUUAUUUUUUAAACAGAUAUAUCCUAGGUUUGAUUACUCUUCAGUACAGUGUUUCUCAAACUGGAGCCCAGAAACCCCUGGAAGGGGGGCAGGCUGAAAGUUCAUGGUAAGGACAGAGCACAAGCAGCAAUUCUAAGUCUAUCUGGCUCAUGUGAAAAUAGUGUGCUCUCAGUUUUCUAGGAAUAUCAGGGGAAAGAAAAGGGUUCCUCCCUCUUUUGAAGGGAAGGAACGCACAGAGCUCCAGUUCACCUCAGAGCACCAACCAGAAAAUGUUGCUGGGAACCAACAGGAAAUCUAAUUGGUUUACAGGCACCAGGGAGGUAAACCCCUAUUGCAGUCAUCAGUUACUUUUGACAUAACUGAACUACCUUUCAUUUUAUAUUCCCGCCCCCCGC
Messenger RNA from Eublepharis macularius, 2327 nucleotides. RefSeq names its product beta-1,3-N-acetylgalactosaminyltransferase 2 (gene B3GALNT2). The transcript has 12 exons. Gene Ontology annotation, cellular component: membrane. Gene Ontology annotation, molecular function: hexosyltransferase activity. The record is from RefSeq and is a predicted model, not a curated record. Lineage: Eukaryota; Metazoa; Chordata; Lepidosauria; Squamata; Eublepharidae. Bases 114 to 1616 code for a protein of 500 amino acids.